This is a messenger RNA of Penicillium robsamsonii, 195 nucleotides long. RefSeq lists its product as uncharacterized. The transcript has a single exon. The record is from RefSeq and is a predicted model, not a curated record. Bases 1 to 195 code for a protein of 64 amino acids. Lineage: Eukaryota; Fungi; Ascomycota; Eurotiomycetes; Eurotiales; Aspergillaceae.
AUGCAGCAGAAACGGCCCUCCAACGAUGAAUAUCGCUAUAAGCGCCGUUGGAUUGAAUCCUCUUCACACAUUAGUGGGUCGGAUCUUAACCCCAACAAACCAAUGAGCGCAGCCUCUUGGAGUUACAUGGUAUUUCCAGACUUCUUUGUUACAUUCAAGGAAUGGGAGAAAACGCCACUGGAAGAACUUUUCUGA